Daphnia magna is the source of this 2513-nucleotide messenger RNA. RefSeq names its product protein embryonic gonad. Bases 485 to 1615 code for a protein of 376 amino acids. Gene Ontology annotation, molecular function: zinc ion binding; sequence-specific DNA binding; DNA-binding transcription factor activity. The transcript is spliced from 3 exons. Lineage: Eukaryota; Metazoa; Arthropoda; Branchiopoda; Diplostraca; Daphniidae. The record is from RefSeq and is a predicted model, not a curated record. Gene Ontology annotation, biological process: regulation of DNA-templated transcription.
UCCCACAUUCUGCUCUCAGGUUCGGUGCUAAGCGGAUGCCCCCCUUCAUUGCUCUCAUAACUCCAGCGACGCACAGACACACACGCGUAAUUUUCUGGGGGCAAUUUCGCAUCAAACAUCUUCCGCCCGCCAAUCCUAUUAUACUAUCGCCGUUUGUUUUCAAUUGCUCAUCGUUUGGUUAGGUUGUUGUGAUUUCAUCAUUGAAUCGCGUCUUGAUUUGAAUUCAACAAACCAGUGAUCAGUGCUGCAAACUCAGAGGACGUUGUUGCUAUUCAAGGAGAACUUAAAACAAAAAAAAAAAAAACUUGAGCAAAGAGAAGAAAGUGCCGACUAUACCCCCGUUCCUGUUUCGGAUGACUAUCGUCGUUUUCUUCAAUUAAUUCAUCCAAAAAAGAAAACGGUGUUAUCCCUAUAUUUUGAUUGAGAACCUGCGUCUCAAUUGGUUUUUAGCGCUAUCGCGUCGGCGUCUUCACAUCUGUGCACGAUGAAUCAAAAGUGUAAGGUGUGCGGCGAACCGGCUGCCGGGUUCCACUUCGGCGCUUUUACCUGUGAAGGAUGCAAAUCGUUCUUCGGCCGGACGUACAGCAAUGUGUCGGCCAUCGGCGAAUGCAAGAACGGCGGCCAGUGCGUCAUCAACAAGAAGAACCGGACGUCGUGCAAGGCCUGCCGACUUCGCAAAUGCCUCCUGGUGGGCAUGUCCAAAAGCGGCUCCCGUUACGGACGCCGCUCCAAUUGGUUCAAAAUCCAUUGCCUCCUUCAGGAGCAGACGGGUUUAGACGCUCCGUUGGGAAAUUCCGGACUGGGCGGAGGUAGCGCCAACCAUUCGGAUCUCAGCAUGUUUAAACGCCAUCACGCCAUGGCGACGAGUAGCGGAAGUCCCGGUGGUUGCAACAGUUCCGACACUACGGGCGACAAGGAGAAAUCGGGUCACAACAACAACAACAACAACAACAACAACAACAACAUGUCGUCAUCGUCGUCGGUUGCAUCCGGCCGGAGCGAUUCUCCUAUGGAUGACAACGACGAUUGCGCCGCUUCCAAGGAAAAUUUGCGGAUGCUACUCACCGGAAGCCCGUCGGAAUCGUUCAACAUUUUCCACCAUCAUCACAGCAAUCACAAGCGGAAGAAUUCGACUUCACCCACAAGAGGCGGAGGCCUUUUAGCCAUUGCCGGAUUGCCUUUCGGGGUAUCCAGCCAUCAUCAAACACCGUCCUCACCGUUGGCUAUCGUCGAUCCCGUCCGGACGAGUAGCCCCAAACUGUCAGGUGAAUCGAGCGGACGUCGAUCUCUGGUCUAUCCGAGUAGUCAUUUCCUGUACCCGCUAAUUGCUCGUCAACAUCAUCCGUACCGAUCGUCGGCCGAUUUCCGCACAUCUGGAAGUCCGUCUUCCAUUCCGAGUCCCGUUGAUUCCCUACCUGAACAGGACGGGCCCAUUGAUUUGUCUUGCAAAGCCUCUUCGUCUUCGUCUUCGUCGUCACCUUUCGGACAACAUCAUCAAUCCAUGUGUCACAUCCGGGCGGAAAUCCUCACCGAACUGGAUGACGAAGAGGAGGAUCAUCAUCACUUGAUGACGAGCGAAACGGGAGCUCCGCUCGAUCUCACCACCAAAGGUUGAGAUUGUAUACAUCAUCAUCAACCACCGUUCAUUUGUUCUGUCUAGGCCUCUAUAUCUUAUAUGUACAUUAUCAAAAGAAACGAAAAGCUGAAAGAGUUCGUAUUGCUUCAAACAAGUUUGAUUCAUUUCAUUCAACGUAUAUAUUGUUCACCAAUAAUGAAAAGUGCCAAAUAACAAAACGAAAAACAAACAAACAACAAGAAUUGAUUAAACUGAAAUGUAUAGUUAAAAGGGGAUAUACAAUGGACGGGAGCGCGUGAUGUUUUUUGUUCUGAUUUCCGGGAGGAAAGAAACGGCAGCAUGUUUAUGUCUAAUGGUUGAAUGUAUAGUACCGGCUGUGUUUAUACUGAAGGCCGAUUAAAUUUGCAUUACAAUGGGGUCGGUAUUUGCAUGAAGGCGAACAGCCAGUUGCCAUUAACUGCCCUUCUUAUUUCUCCCUCCAUCGUGAAUACCUGCGUUCAAAUCAUCCACUUGUUCCUCCUCUUUGCAUAUGUCCCUCCAAUCCCUUCCCGGGGAGGGGGAGAAUUUUUGAAAACAAAAUUGCAGACGGCAUUUUUCUUUGACACAGUCUUCCAAAUGACGUGGUUUUUGUUCGUUAUUUUCAUUAUGAUCGACAUACGAGCUGCAGGUCAGAGAUCAAUUUCUCUUCCUUCUCCUCCUUCUUCAUUCCUCCCUGUACAUAUUGAAUCCUAAAAAUAGUAAUAAUAAUAAUAUUAUAUACACACCGGUACAAAACAAAAAAAAAAAAAAAAAAAUUCAAGUAAAAAUUGCCAGCAACUCCCAAAUGGCUAAAAGGCAAAACGCCCACGCCCCGUCUUCUGCGGCGGGGCGGUUUCGGUGAGUUGAGGACGAUAAAUUUCACAGAUAUAAAAAUUAAAAAAUUAAGGAAAAAAAAAAA